AUGAACUCCUCAACGAGCCCUUCGUCUGACCACAAAUACAAUUUGCUGGACAACCUCGUGGAAGGCGGCGACGUGAACAUUAACAAUACCUUAGCAUUGCCAAAAAUGCUGGACAAAGAGGCUUCUACGGAUAUUGACCUAGUCCUCCUUAGCAGCAUUGACAGUUAUGACAGUGGUUCAGUUAACUCCAUGGACUGGACGUCGUUGGAGUCGGUGUCCUCACCGGUCGAAAUGCUUCUGUAUGGACCACUGCCAUUGAGGAGCUCAGGCGAACUAAUGGCUCUGAGGUAA
This is a messenger RNA of Dibothriocephalus latus, 291 nucleotides long. Lineage: Eukaryota; Metazoa; Platyhelminthes; Cestoda; Diphyllobothriidea; Diphyllobothriidae. The record is from the annotation of a GenBank genome assembly.